Molecule: messenger RNA, 1854 nt
Organism: Bombyx mandarina (wild silkworm)
Lineage: Eukaryota; Metazoa; Arthropoda; Insecta; Lepidoptera; Bombycidae
Gene: Golgin84
Product: golgin A5
Biological process (GO): Golgi organization; retrograde transport, vesicle recycling within Golgi
Cellular component (GO): Golgi membrane; Golgi cisterna
Source: RefSeq, a predicted model, not a curated record
AUGGCGCUGAUAAAAGAUCUUACAGAAAAAACGAAUGAAAAAGAAACGACCCAUUUAAAAUUAGAAUCCGAGUUACGGCAUGCACAAUCGACCAUAACUGAAUUACAAUACAAUUUAGGCAAGUCGAAUGCUGAAUGCCACAGACUGGAAAAAGAUUGGGAGACAUAUAAAGUAAGAGUGAAAAGUAUGUUACACGCCAAAGAUGAUGAGAUUAAAUCAUUACAAAACGGACUGAAUAUAAAUGAAGAAAGUAAAUUUUUGAUUGAGCAGUUAGAAAGUGUGAGAGACGAGCGUGAUGAGCUCUCCGUGAUGUUAGAACAAGUGAGGUCCGAGUUGGAUGAAAUGAAACAGCUCGUUGGACAGCUGGAGUCGCGCCACGUGGCCGCCGAGCGCGUCGUCGCCGCGCUGCGAGACGCCUUGAAGGAAGAACGUGCCGCCAGGAAUCGAGCAGAAUCACAAUCUGCAGCUCUAUCUAACGAACUAAAAACAUUCCAAGAAGAAACAAAUCAAACAAUAUCGAACCUCAGUGAUUCUCUGAGGGAGAAAGAAGCCGAACUAACGAGAAUGAGAGAAUCCUCGACUUCCGUACGCACCAGCGACAGUAGCGCCCUCAACGUAGCCGACUAUGACGUCACGCAGGAUACCAUAGACAACGAUAAAAUUUACUAUCUAACGCAGUCUCUUGUGCAAAAACAAGGGAAAAUUGACUCGUUAUUGGCUGAUAAUAACACGCUUAGGAUCCAAUUAGAUAAAUUGGAGUCAAAAUACAAAGCUGAGUUAUCAAAGCAUCGCGCGACCAACACUCAUAGCGUGGUGCACUUUCAAGACGACUGUCGCGCUCGUUCAAGGAACCACGUGUCCGACUCCAGUGUUGCCACCCUCUCGAUGAGGAUCGGGCUCCUGAUGCGGAGGUAUCCUAUAUUCAGGCUGUUCAUCCUGGUGUACAUGAUUGGAUUACAUCUAUGGGUUUUCACAGUGUUGCUGUCGAAUACACCAGAUACCUACAUCACGAGAGCGAUGAAGUCAUGAUGACCGUUGAUACGUUUUUUGUUAAAGGAAAAUUCUUGUGGAUUUAAUUUAGAAAAAAAAAAACUCGCUAACAGUAGCUCAUUUGUGUAAAUUAGAUCUGUAAACAUUAAAGUAUGUGAGAACACAUUUUCAAUUUUAAUUGGUUGUGAUGUACUUAUAUUGUUGAAAGCGAUUUAAAUAUGAGAAUAUCUCUAUAGAAAUUGAAUACUAUAAUUCAAGAGAGAAGCUAACACUACACGUAGUAUGAGGAAGAUGUAUGGGAAAUAUCGGAACCGACCUAGUGCUUCUAAUUUCGAGAAUAUAAGUCAGAUAGUCAAGAUAAGCUUACUGUAAUAAUGAUUGUUUGUUUCUAGACAUUUUUUUUAAAAUUUACGCCUUUAUAUGUCGAUAAACAUUUUAAGUGGGAAGGAAAUAGCUGUCCUUAAUAUUGGGAAAUCAAAUUAAUGCACCUCCUUCGGUCUUAAUUAUAGAAGGUGCCUCAUAAAUACUGUGAUUCAAAAAUACAAGUACAUCCAGUUCGCGAAUUCUAAAUAUAUGAACAAGGAUAUUGAUUGAUCGCGAAUCGAAUUAGAGCCACUGAAUACCAGACCAAAAAGACGAUUCUUACGACAUUACUAUGUCAAUAGAUAAAAAAAAAACAAAUGUCAUGACCGAAUUUUGUAAGCACUUUAAAGGCGCUUGUGUUUAUAUGUGUUUUUUGUUUUUUUCACGAAUUCACCAUAGCCCACCCACUGCUUUAGUCUUAAUGUAUUAAUUAAUUAAUUACUUCCUGGUUGAAAAUGUACAGGUAAUAAUUUUGUAAAUUAAAAUCGGUUUUGAUUAUUA